Carassius auratus (goldfish) is the source of this 1149-nucleotide messenger RNA. RefSeq lists its product as uncharacterized. Lineage: Eukaryota; Metazoa; Chordata; Actinopteri; Cypriniformes; Cyprinidae. The record is from RefSeq and is a predicted model, not a curated record. The transcript has 6 exons. The coding region runs from base 119 to 1147 and encodes 342 amino acids.
GAACGCGAAGCGGUUUGUUAUAAUGGUGAUCAGUUCGGUUCAUAUUUGACAUUCAUUUAUUAAUAAUACCGAGAAGAGUUCUGCAUGUCAAUAACACGCUGUAGAGUAAAGCUCCAAGAUGAAUGCAAGAGGAAGAAAUGGGCCGUUGUUUAUCAAGACGUACAGUAAAAGAAUGCGAAAGGUGGAGCCGUGGUUCUCUCCUGACCUGAAGAAAGCAGCUUUCUCGUUUUCAAGCACUCUUUCAUCAGAUCAGUCCAUAACAGAGACCACACAACCCAAGAAACGGAGAAUAAGAGAAAGAGCUUCCCGUCCUGCCAAGAGCAAAGGCAUGACUGCUAUAAAGGAGAACGAGGAAAACUACUCACCGUCCUCAUUGUUCAGAAAGAAGACAAAUGCAAAACCAUCAGUGAGGACGACAGCUGUGAGGAAGACUCGAACGGCAAAAACAAAUAAACCGAUCAUUCUCAGCAGCAGUGAAAAUGAGGAUGACUCCUGUAUGAUAAAGAAAAGAAUUCGUCCGAAAACGUCUGCUGGUGAAUGUGCUGGUGCUGAGAAAGUGUUCGGCGCUCAAUGUUUGCCUAAGUUCGUCACACAUCGCAGAAGACCACCAGCACCCAUCCAAACCAAUCCGAUCUCUGUUGAUGAUUCCUUAGAUGACUUUCUUCCUCCAUUCUCCCAAAACAAGCGGAAGCCGCUUCACAUGGGCUCCAAUAAUCAUGCUGCUCUCAAGAACCGCGUGGCUCUGGCUGAAGUCUCGUUCAAUGACAGCGAUGACCAGCAGCUCCCAAGUAAACGUCCUCUGCUGUCGAGUACACCUUCUCUGGUCUGCAGACGGCUCCAAACCUUACCAGAGCGCUCCAUCAGUGAGAUCUCCUCCCUCAGCUUUGAUGAACUUCACCAGCCUGCAGAAAACAACUACAGCCUUCAUAAUCUGAAGAAUAUGAAAGCGUGUGACCACACAAGUCACCAACUCACAAACCCAGGGAUCUCCUCGGGAGAGAGAGUGAUGGAGCAGAAGGAAGGAGAACGGGAUGCAGUUGUGGAAGAGAGAGCUGGGGAUGGAGAGAGGGAUAAAAAAGGAAAUCCUGGAUGCGUUUCACGACAGUCACGUCUAGAAUCUUUAGCAGACGAGUUAAAGGAGAGGUGAGU